Molecule: messenger RNA, 572 nt
Organism: Manduca sexta (tobacco hornworm)
Lineage: Eukaryota; Metazoa; Arthropoda; Insecta; Lepidoptera; Sphingidae
Exons: 2
Coding region: 79-540 (153 amino acids)
Source: RefSeq, a predicted model, not a curated record
ACUGACAUUCAAAGCUGACAUUAUUUGUCAAUAUUUACAAAAACAUGUCGGCAAUUCUUCUUAAAAAUUCUUCGAGUAAUGCCUGAAAAAAAUGAAUGUGACGGCGUCGUUAUUGCUGGCGCAUUAAUUGUGUUUGCGUUGCCGUUGACCCUGCUUAUUCCUGAUUUCUCCUUGUGGGAUGUGGUGCCCAAAUUUCGUGUAACUCGCUUCCACAUUUUUAGUCAACAUGUCACAUGGCCGCAGUUGAAUGCCUUAAUACUAGGGAUCCUUAUUUUAUUCUUCUGUCUUUAUCUGGAAAUCAGAAAAAGAAGAUUGGAUGACGUUGUUGAGAAAGUAUUGGCUGUAAGUCAAGCAACCGACACGACGAUGGCGGGCGAGCAGAAAAGACAAACAGCAGCGAUGAGGACGUGUGUAGAACUUCUCGAUGCUUCAACCGAGCAUUACGAGAACCUCGCGCUGCUACGUGACGAGCUCCGACAACGGGACAUUGUGAAGAAACAACACCCACCCACCAUUGAUUUGAGUUCGAUAGAGAUAUAAAAUAAUCAAAAUAAACUUAUGAUGAUGUUAAA